AUGUUAGCUAACGCUGAUGAACUCUAUAUCAAAGAACGUCGCACGGCGUCUACGCAGGCACGUCGUCCAGGUGCCGGAGGAACAGAUCUACGCAGGCACUUUCCAAACGGAAGUUGGGCUGGCUGCCUGGGAAGGAUCAGCCGCAACGAGGCCGACCUGGCGCUAGGACCAAUCCUGCCCACCAUCAGCCGGUUCGAGGUCGCUCAGCCGCUGCCGCAGUACUACUUCAUUCAUCUCACUCUGUGCGGUGGAACCAAGCGCCUCUACAAGACAGACGUGUUCGCCUACGUCACCGCGCUGGAUUCACAGACGCCAGCCAAGGGCAAAGGAGAGAGUGUCUGUGAUGACGGUGAAGCUCGCCUCCUGUCCGCAUGA
Molecule: messenger RNA, 375 nt
Organism: Dermacentor silvarum
Lineage: Eukaryota; Metazoa; Arthropoda; Arachnida; Ixodida; Ixodidae
Exons: 4
Coding region: 1-375 (124 amino acids)
Source: RefSeq, a predicted model, not a curated record